GCCGCGUCAGAUCUAUUUGUGUUCGUUCCUAUUUAGCCUUCAUGGUGAAAUUGCUGGUAAAAUGUCGAAUUGUGUUGUUUUUCAGACUCGGCUGGCCUCCAUCGUGGAUAUAUUGGUUCAGGCGGCAGUGGCAGUAAUAGACAACCUUGUCGAGGAGGACUCUGUCCUGUUGUUACGGUUGGAAGUGGCUCAGGAUGAAAUGGACAAUGAAGAGCUAAAGAAAAAAAUACAGACACAGAACGAACUAAUAUCGGCACGAUUCGCCUCCAUCAUGGGCAUACUAGGCAAAGAGGCUGUAGAGAAAAUUAUCAAACUUGUGGACGAGACGAAACCGCAGCUGGUGGAGUGUGACCAGAGCAGCGAACACGGGACGGCGCCAGAGAGUUCCGAAAACAUGCUGAUCGUGGAAGAAAUUGAGGAUGAUGUUUCUCCUCCCAUCAAUGUUGAUGAAAAAGACGAGCCCUUUAUAGUUGUGAAUGAGGAGGAUAGUACCGAGCAGCCUGUUGUUCUGAAAGGCAAGGAUAUGUCUGAAGGCAGAGGAGGCCGAUCUUGGGUGUGGGACCACUUCACUUUGGUCACUCCUAACAAGGUGCAGUGUGGCUUCUGCCACAACAUGCUAAGCUAUAACAAAAACACAUCUGGAAUGCUGCGGCAUAUAAGGACAAGACACCCCAGCGUACACCAGUGCGGUGCUGUUUUCAUUGCUGGUGCUGCCGCACCGACUGAGCCAGGGAGGUUCACUGGACAGGCAGAACUGGAAGUGGAACUGGGUAUAUCUGAAGGCAGAGGAGGCCGGUCUUGGGCAUGGGAUCACUUCACUUUGUUUGCGCCCAACAAGGUGCAGUGUGUUUUCUGCAACAACAUGCUAAGCUAUAACAAAAACACAUCUGGGAUGCUGCGGCAUCUGAGGUCAAGGCACCCCAGCGUACACCAGUGCGGUACUGCUUUCAUUCCUGGUGUUUCUGCGCACAGUGAAUCAGUCCGCAGAUCUGGAGGAGAACAGGUUAGAAUCUCCUCUGAUCAGGGAGGAGAGACUUGAAGAUGACCCUGGGAGCACUGAUUAGCAGGAAGGACUGAAAAUCAGUGAGGGCAGAGCUGUUAAGUCCGGUUCUGAUGUUGGAGUGAGAUUUUACUUUGACCAUCAAUACUGUGCUGCUGUUGCUGACAAUGGGGAAGAUGACACACAGCCCACACUUGCACAGUAUUACUCUGAUGAAAGGAAAAAAAACACAACUCUGUCCAGAGUGGCAGGAGCGCCAGCACAGCACCAGAACCACAAGAACCAGAGGAUUUAGAGUGCAGCCAGAAAAGGAGAGAAACCAUUCAGCUGCACACAUUAUAAGAAAAACUUCAUACACAAUAUAUGAAUACCAGUGAAUUCACACCAGAGAGAAACCAUACAUCUGUGAUGUAUGUGGGAAGUGCUUCAGCAAGGCAGGUCAUCUCAAGACCCACCGUAUCAUUUGUGCCAGAGAGAAAUCCUCUAGCUGUGUUGUAUGUGGGAAGAGUUUAAAUAAUACCGCUUAUUUUAAGAC
This is a messenger RNA of Megalops cyprinoides (Indo-Pacific tarpon), 1535 nucleotides long. RefSeq lists its product as uncharacterized. Lineage: Eukaryota; Metazoa; Chordata; Actinopteri; Elopiformes; Megalopidae. Gene Ontology annotation, molecular function: DNA binding. The transcript has 8 exons. The coding region runs from base 62 to 1039 and encodes 325 amino acids. The record is from RefSeq and is a predicted model, not a curated record.